This is a messenger RNA of Vollenhovia emeryi, 2128 nucleotides long. RefSeq names its product calreticulin (gene Calr). Lineage: Eukaryota; Metazoa; Arthropoda; Insecta; Hymenoptera; Formicidae. Gene Ontology annotation, cellular component: endoplasmic reticulum membrane; endoplasmic reticulum. The coding region runs from base 133 to 1338 and encodes 401 amino acids. The record is from RefSeq and is a predicted model, not a curated record. Gene Ontology annotation, molecular function: calcium ion binding. Gene Ontology annotation, biological process: protein folding. The transcript is spliced from 8 exons.
CUAAACUCGCCAACCACGUCGGCGGAGCGGGCAUUAUCGGCCAGUUGGUUGCGGUGGCAGGGUGCCUUCUCGUCGUCGUCAUCGUCGCCGUCGGUCUCCUCGGACUCACGUCGUUCUAUCGGCGUUGAAAAAAUGCGGUUCCCCUGCGCGCUCAUCGCACUCCUGACGCUCUCCGCCGCUACGGCGGAGGUGUAUCUGGACGAGAAGUUCAACGAUGAUUCAUGGGAAAAGAAUUGGGUCUAUUCGGAACAUCCGGGCAAAGAAUUCGGAAAGUUCGUUUCGAGCUACGGAAAGUUCUGGAACGAUCAAGAGAACGAUAAAGGUAUCCAGACGUCGCAGGACGCGAGGUUUUACGCUCUCAGUAGGAAAUUUACUCCGUUUAGCAAUAAGGACAAGACCCUCAUUAUUCAGUUUACUGUGAAGCACGAACAGAACAUCGACUGCGGAGGCGGAUAUGUUAAGGUGUUCGACUGUUCCCUCGAGCAGAAGGACAUGCAUGGCGAAAGUCCUUAUCAGAUAAUGUUUGGGCCAGAUAUUUGUGGGCCUGGGACUAAGAAGGUCCAUGUUAUCUUCAGUUACAAAGGGAAGAAUCUUCUAAUCAACAAGGAUAUUCGUUGCAAAGACGACAUUUACACGCAUUUGUACACUCUGAUCGUCAAACCCGAUAACACCUACCAGGUGCUUAUCGACAACGAGGAGGUUGAAUCCGGCGAGUUGGAGGCAGAUUGGGGCUUCCUGCCUCCGAAGAAGAUCAAGGAUCCAUCUCAGAGCAAGCCUGCCGAUUGGGACGACAAGCCUAGCAUUGAUGAUCCCAAUGACAAGAAACCAGAGGAUUGGGAAAAGCCCGAGCACAUUCCCGACCCCGAGGCCGUUAAACCCGAGGAUUGGGAUGACGAGAUGGACGGCGAAUGGGAAGCGCCCAUGAUCGAUAAUCCCGAUUACAAGGGCGAAUGGAAACCAAAACAAAUUGAGAAUCCCAACUACAAGGGACCGUGGAUCCAUCCCGAGAUCGAUAACCCCGAGUACACGGCCGAUCCCGAGCUGUACAAGCGUGACGAAAUCUGCGCUAUCGGUUUUGACCUGUGGCAGGUUAAGUCCGGUACCAUUUUCGAUAACGUUCUGAUCACCGACGAUCCGGAGAUCGCGCGCAAAUUUGGAGAAGAUGUGUGGAAACCCACUUUUGAAGGUGAGAAGAAGAUGAAGGAAUCGCAGGACGAGGAAGAGAGGAAGCGAAGAGAUUUGGAAGCCAAGGAAAACGAAGAUAAUAAAGAUGAUGAGGACGACGAAGAGGCGGACGAAGAGGAGCAGACUCAACCAGACGAUCAUGAUGAAUUGUAAAUAAGUGUGUCGCGUGUGGACACAAACACACAGACUGUAUUCCAGGAGCUACGUGGUCGCGACACGCACUGUAAAUCCUCCCACAGGCACAAAAUUGUAAUCUAAAGACACACAAUAGCAAGAGUGCAGGAUAAUACCCUCGUCGAUUACGUCGCCCGCCGCAUUGUCCACGAGAGACCGUCACAUUGAAUUCCGUUUUAAUCUUCUGAAGCAAGUCUCACCCGGUUUUUUCAACUCCUGGUGGUGUUUUUGGCCUUGGCAUCGCAGCGCCUAAAACAUUCUCAGCCCUAGAAACUUUCUAUUCGAGUGAGUCUAUUAUCCUGAGAUAUUACACGCUUAGGUCAAGUGAUUGGUAUUUCUGCCAAGUGUGUGCUGGAAUACGGAAAAACAAAUAUAUUAGAAAAUGGAGAAGGAGAAAAGGGAAAAGUGUAGAGAAGAAAGAAACAAGAAGAGAGUCGUCUAAGCCCGUGUCCACCAUCGGCGCAGCUCCACAAAAGACUAAGUUGUUCCGUUUUUGUUUGUCAAGUGUUUUUAUAUACAUUAAAAAGUAAUUGAGAUGUAAUUUAAAUAACACGAUGCUAUUAUAUAUAAUAUAUACAUAAUUUCAAUUUCCGUACAAUGUACGCGCGUAAUUCAGAGAAAAGAGAAAAACUCGCUCCAAUGAUAAAAAAAGGAAAAAACGUAAGAAUGAUAGAUGUGUGCAAAUGUGACCGAGUGAUAAUAAUUGGUAUGAUUAUGUAUCAGAGGCAGUCCAAUAAUCGUGUAAUAAAAUAAAUAAGACUUUUAUAGA